Alnus glutinosa is the source of this 1798-nucleotide messenger RNA. RefSeq names its product phytosulfokine receptor 2-like. Gene Ontology annotation, biological process: protein phosphorylation. Gene Ontology annotation, molecular function: ATP binding; protein kinase activity. The record is from RefSeq and is a predicted model, not a curated record. The transcript has a single exon. Bases 337 to 1500 code for a protein of 387 amino acids. NCBI's taxonomy places the organism in Eukaryota, Viridiplantae, Streptophyta, Magnoliopsida, Fagales, Betulaceae.
UCAAAAAAAAAUUCUCAACACAUGAUCAACGUCGCCUUAAUUGACAAGUACGCACACGAUCCCUGCCCCAAAACCCAUUAGACGUUGACUUGGCCUCACUACAAGGCAAGACUUAAAGACUACCGAUGACCAAAACCCAUCUUCCUUGAAACCCCACUCCCACCCCACCGCUCAUACCGGCUCUGAUUAUCCUUUCCCCACCGUUCUCAGUCGAAUUCCAAACCCACAUGUAACCCUCAACACACCCAAGAGGGACAACACCUUUUUCUCAUCAUCUAACCCCCUCUCUAUUUCUCGAAUUCCAAUUCCUUCCUUUCUUUAUUUGUCUCUUUCAAUAUGGAGAAAUCGAUCCAAGCAAUAAUCGUUGCCUCGGCAAGCUUCUUGUUCAUGACAAUUCUCUUCGCUAUGUUGUUCGUCGUCUGUAAACUAAACAAGAAAAGCUGUGAUAGGACCCAAGCCGGUGGGCGGGUCCAAGCCCGUGGGCGGGCCCAAGCCCGUGGGCUUGUCCAAGCCCGCGCGCUCCGCAACCCACCUAAGACCGAGCUCUCCUCCAUCGCCGUCGACGAUAGCGCGGCCUUCGACCCAUCCCUCCGAAUCUCCAUGACCGAGCUCGUCCACGCCACCAAGAACUUCUCCGCCGACCUGAUCGUCGGCGACGGCAGCUUCGGCCUCGUCUACAGGGCUCAGCUCUCCAACGGCUCCACCGUCGCCAUCAAGAGGCUUGACCCAGGCGCUUUCCUUCGGGAGUUUCGGGCCGAGAUGGAGACACUGGGCAAUGUCCAACACCGGAAUAUCGUUAAGUUUCUCGGCUACUGCAUCUCGGGCCCCGAAAGGCUCGUGGUUUACGAGUAUAACGAGAAGGGUAGCCUCGACCAAUGGUUGCAGGACGCGUCAUCGGAGAACGAUGACAUGGCGUCGUUAUCGCAGUGGGGCGUACGGAAACCGUUGCGUUGGGAGACGAGGAUUAAGAUCGUAAAGGGAGUGGCUAGUGCGCUGGCCUACUGCCAUGGGUUGGAGGAGCCCAUUAUUCACAGGAAUAUAAAGGCUAGCAAUGUGUUGUUGGACUCAGAGUUUGAGGCGCAUAUUGCGGAUUUUGGGCUGGCAAGGAGCAUCGACACCUCGCAUUCGCACGUGUCGACACAAGUGGCGGGCACGAUGGGGUACAUGCCGCCGGAGUACAUGGCUGGGCCCAUGGCAGCGACGGUGAAGGGCGACGUAUAUAGUUUCGGUGUAUUAAUGUUGGAGAUUGCGACGGGAAAGAAGCCCAAUUUGCCAACGGUGAUGGACGGGAAACAGGUUUCGCUGGAGGAAUGGGCCAUGAGAAUGGUGGCCCAAAAUCGGCAAAUGGAAAUGGUGGAUGCCAAUAUUUGGAGGGAGGGGCUUGUAGAAGCCAAUGUUAAGGAAUAUUUUGAUAUUGCUGGCCGGUGUACUGUGGAGAGUUCAAGAGACAGGCCAGUUAUGGCUCAGGUUGUUGAAUCAUUGGAUCUAAUUCCAGGGUGAAAUUGCAUUUGUUGGAUUGCUUAGUGAUGGGUCGGUCUGUGAUGUUGUUCAAGUUCUUUCGGGGUGGGGGGGAUGAGAUCUCAAAGAGGUAAGUACAUAGCUUGUUGAGUAAAUUAAGUAGAAAAAAAGAAAAAAGGCAAGUAGGGCUGUUAUACGUAAGCCAAUCCUUGAAAUAUUGUUGGUAUCCAUGGUUUAAAGCCAUUGUCACAUACUAGCAAUGGGGCCUCUAUUACUUUUCAUUACAUUACCAAAAAAAAAAGACCUAUUAUUAAUGGAUGUUUCUUUUUUCUAUUUAAAA